UACAUCGAUUUAGCCAUGUCUGGUGUAUUGGGAAUUUUUGUUGGGUUUUUGGUUUCGUUUCGCCUGGCUGACGCGGCAGUUGCAUGUGGAACGUCUCAGAUAUCUCCCAGGUCCGAGAUGUCAAGAGUAAAAGGUGGUAGCGAUGCGAUUGCCGGUAGCUGGCCUUGGCAGAUCCGUCUCGGAGUGCGUUAUCCAAACGGUCAAGUGUCAUGGGUUUGUGGAGGCAGCAUUCUCACCGAAAGAUAUGUGGUGACCGCUGCACAUUGUUUGCUUGGAGGCGUCAACGGCCAAUACGUGGUGCGUGCCGGUGAUCACGAUCAGAGUCGCAUCGAAGCUAGCCAAGUGGAUCAUUCGGUGCUGCGCGUGGGUCGUCAUCCCAAUUACGGCGGCGAGCGGACCUUUGUCAACGAUAUCGCCAUCUUGCGUUUGGCGACGAAUUUGACCUUUAAAGCCCAAGUGAGUCCGGUGUGCAUUCCGUCGAACAGCCAGGAUGUUGCACAAGGAACGAACUGCAUGGUGACGGGAUGGGGCGGAUCCGGACCAAUCGGGAACAUGAAUAAGCCGCUGUUGCAACAGGGACGCGUGCAGAUCAUUGGGCGAGAACAGUGCGCGCAGCGCUACUGGGGUGCCAUGGUCGCUGGUGCGGUUCAAGUAUGUGCCGGAACGCCAACCUUAACAACCGAUGCUUGCAAGGGUGAUAGUGGCGGUCCUUUGGUGUGUCAAGAUCCAGUCAGUCGAAAAUGGGUUCUCCAUGGGAUCGUUAGUUUUGGAGCUGGAUGUACCAGUAAUAAACCAGCUGUAUAUACAAGAGUGACCGGAUUGCUUGAUUGGAUCAAGACAACGACCGGCAACACCGCUAUGUACUUAACCAUGGUUUCCGUCGGACGCUUAUUCAUGUUAUUUGCCAUCAUCCUGGCCGUUUUUGCCGUGCAUGCCAACGCUGCCAAGGGCGACAAGAAGCCGGUGGACAAGAACAAGCCGCUGCCGGAGAAGCCACUGCCGAAACCGCCCUCCAUCACCGAGCAGGCCAAGAAUGAAGUAACGAGAGCUGCAGUCUGCAUAAAGAUGUUUGCUCCAUUGGCGCUUUUUGCAUUGCUUUUGGUGUCCUUCAACGUGGGUGGUGAUGCGGUACAAUGUGGAAUGCCACAAAUUCCUCCAAGAAACGAGAUGAACAGAGUGAAAGGCGGCAGCGACGCUAUUCCAAAUAGUUGGCCAUGGCAAAUUCGCUUGGGAAUUGUAUUUCCUAAUGGAUAUGUCAACUGGGGUUGUGGAGGCAGUAUUCUCAAUGAGAAUUUCGUGGUUACGGCUGCCCACUGUAUAGUCAAUGGAGAAAACGGACAGUAUAUUGUGCGCGCCGGUGACCACGAUCAGUUCCGCGACGAACCCACCCAACAGGAUAUUCGUGCCAGCGCCGUACGCCGUCACGAGAACUAUGGCGGCGAGUACAACUUUGCUAAUGACGUUGCUAUUCUGCGCCUGGAGAGGCCUCUGACCUUUACACCGCAAGUCAGCCCGGUGUGCCUGCCGUCCAGCCGGGUGGAUGUUGCCCAUGGCACCGACUGCAUGGUGACGGGAUGGGGUGGGUCCGGACCUUGGGGGAACCAGAAUAGGCCGAUGCUCCAGCAAGCCCCCGUGCAGAUCAUUGGGCGAGAACAGUGUGCGCGCUGGUACUGGGGGGAUGGCGUCAUUGGCCAGGUGCAGGUGUGCGCCGGAGCGCCGAAUUUUUCGACCGAUGCUUGCAAGGGUGAUAGCGGAGGUCCCUUGGUGUGUCAAGAUCCUGGAAGCCGGAAGUGGGUUUUACAAGGGAUCGUCAGCUUUGGAUUCGGAUGCACCAGUGACCGGCCCGCCGUAUACACGAGAGUGACCGCAAUGGCUGACUGGAUCAGGAUGAUGACCCAAAACACCGCUUUGGACAAACCGUCAAUCCUGUUACUGCAUCGACGACACGGAAAUAUUCGUACAACUCGUGGGAUAUCCAAUCCGGAACAGAAAACUGGGGAAGCAAAUUUCCUGCAUGCAAUGGCCAAAGGCAGUCUCCCAUUAACAUUAUUACCGCAUCGGUACAGCGUAAUCCUAGACUGGACGCUAUGCGUUUUGAAUCGUAUAAUGCAGCGCCUGAAAAAUGGAUUAUUUCCAACACCGGGCGUGAAGUGGGACUUGAGUUCAACCGGGGACAACCACCUAAUUGCAUUAGGUCCCAAAAUUCACGCAAACUGCUAAAAAACUGGCCGUUUUGGGCGGCGCUUCAAUAGAAAAUGGAUAGAUAGAAGUCAGCGUGAAUCCG
Messenger RNA from Paramacrobiotus metropolitanus, 2284 nucleotides. Its product is annotated as transmembrane protease serine 9-like. Gene Ontology annotation, biological process: proteolysis. Lineage: Eukaryota; Metazoa; Tardigrada; Eutardigrada; Parachela; Macrobiotidae. The coding region runs from base 16 to 2220 and encodes 734 amino acids. Gene Ontology annotation, molecular function: serine-type endopeptidase activity. The transcript is spliced from 16 exons. The record is from RefSeq and is a predicted model, not a curated record.